AAGCGCCGAGACAGCAACGACAGCAACGACGGCUGCCACUCCCAGGCCAAACCUCCCUCCACACCACGCACACACCCCCAGCACGGUCGCCUGCCCUGCCUUUCUCCUCAACAAUCACACCCACGCUAUACUGUGUACUUUGGCGAGUCCCGAUCAACCGUCCGCAUCCCUCACAGUCGCCGCCUGUCCCACGGACGAAGAUCCGCACAUACCUACACUCAACCACCCACCAUGGCCGACGACGCCACGGCCGCAGAGGAGUCCCAGAUCACGUUCAACGUGAAAUCCGCCAAUGACCAGAAGUUUGUCAUCACUCUCACCGCAACAUCCACAGUCCUCGACCUCAAAUCGAAGCUUGCGACUUCCGAAUACGCAGACAUCCCCAGCGACCGCCAGCGCCUGAUAUACAGCGGCCGCGUGCUAAAAGACCCGGACACGCUUGCCAGCUACAAGAUCAAGGACGGGCACACUGUGCAUCUAGUAAAGGGCGCUGCUAGCAAUGCAAGGCAGAAUCCUGCGAAUCAGGGUGCGGCGAGCUCGACUGGAGCUACGGCCGGCGCGAGUACCCCACAGGUGCCGACGAAUCUGGCAACAGGGACCGGGAACAAUCCACUUGCUGGGCUGACGGGUGCGAGGUAUGCUGGGUUUCAUGGGCUGCCUGGCGCCGACAUGUUUGGGCCAGACGGAGGCAUGGGCCCGCCGCCUGACUCAGAGCAGCUGCUGCAGAUGAUGGAGAAUCCCAUGUUUCUGUCGCAGAUGAACGAGGCCAUGAACAACCCCGCCGUCAUUGAGAUGAUGACGCAAAAUCCGAUGAUUCGCAACAAUCCCAUGCUAGCAGAAAUGAUCCGCAACCCCGACAUGCGCCGCAUGAUGUUCAACCCAGAAAUGAUGCGCAUGCAGUUACAAAUGCAGCGGGCAAUGAACAGCCAGGGCUCACGCUUUACCGCACCUGGAGUUACAGAUACUACGCCUCAGCCUAACUCAACAGCAGCAGGGGAUGGCACAGCCACAACACCAAACCAGACAAACACCACAGGCCCUACAACCCCCCAGGAUCCCUUCGCAGCCCUGCUCGCAGGAGCAGGAGCAGGAGCAGGAGCAGGAGCAGGCAGCAUGGGCGCCAACCCCUUCACCUCCCUAUUCGGACCCGGCGCCGCCAAUCCCUUCUCUCCACAGAACCAACCCACCUCGCCCCGCUCAUCCAGCACAGACGCAAAUCCCCCAACUACAGGCUCAACAGACAACACACAAGGCUCGCAAAACCCCGCCUCACCGCCACCAAACCCCUUCGCCAGCAUGUUCGGCCCACCAGCCACAGGUGCAGCAGGGGGCGCACAAGGCGCCAACCCGCUUGCUGAAAUGACUCGCAACCUAAUGCAAAAUCCUGAAGCUAUGCGGUCUGCGAUGCAAUUCAUGAAUUCCAUGAAUCCUAGUGGCCAAAUCGGAACCUCACCUUCCCCGUUUGGCGCAUUCCCGCUCCCUACAAAUCCCGCAGGAGCACAGGCUGUCACAGGAUCACCUCCUCCGAAUCCCUUCGCUGCGCUGUUUGGUCCCGGUGGGGGGUUUGGAGCACCGGGGGGAGGGUUUGGCACGCCACCGCCGCAAGAUAAUAGACCGCCUGAGGAGGUGUAUGAGCAGCAGUUGAGGCAGUUGAAUGAGAUGGGUUUUUUUGAGUUUGAGAGAAAUGUCCAAGCGUUAAGGAGGAGCGGGGGGAAUGUACAGGGGGCUAUCGAGUAUUUGCUUAGUGGAGAUUCAUAGGAUUAGGGUGAGAAGAGAGGGUGAUAGUGAAGGGGUUGCAGGGCGAUGACAUUCUGGGGGUAUUAGUUAGGGUCACUAUGCAGAAGAGAUGAGGAGAAGUGAGGAGAGGAGAGUAAGCAUUCUGAGUGCGUCAAGUCCUUAGAAGUGGUUUAUGGAGUGAGGGAUUGGUGGAACCUCUCCUCUUCUUAGCACUGGACUAGAAUGGCCUUGGUAUGGAUUUAUAACUCGGCUGCCUGUGGGCAGGAAAUAUUAUAUCCUGGACUACUUU
Lindgomyces ingoldianus is the source of this 2026-nucleotide messenger RNA. RefSeq lists its product as uncharacterized. Gene Ontology annotation, cellular component: cytosol. The transcript has 3 exons. Gene Ontology annotation, molecular function: polyubiquitin modification-dependent protein binding. The record is from RefSeq and is a predicted model, not a curated record. Bases 232 to 1758 code for a protein of 508 amino acids. Lineage: Eukaryota; Fungi; Ascomycota; Dothideomycetes; Pleosporales; Lindgomycetaceae. Gene Ontology annotation, biological process: ubiquitin-dependent protein catabolic process.